Messenger RNA from Salvia splendens (bonfire salvia), 729 nucleotides. Its product is annotated as protein BIC1. The record is from RefSeq and is a predicted model, not a curated record. The coding region runs from base 284 to 595 and encodes 103 amino acids. The transcript has a single exon. Gene Ontology annotation, biological process: blue light signaling pathway. NCBI's taxonomy places the organism in Eukaryota, Viridiplantae, Streptophyta, Magnoliopsida, Lamiales, Lamiaceae.
UUGUGAUGGUGGUGGAGGCAAUAAUAGUGUAGAAAGAAAGAAAGAAAGAAAGGUUUUAUGUGUGGGACUAUUCCAAUUUGCAACCAUAGCCUCUCUUUUUUGGAAGAAAAGCAAACCCACACAAAUUCGAAAAGAAUCUCAAUAGAUACAAGUACACUUUCAGCAUACCAUUCAUUCUCACACUGUAUCCCCACAUUCAUUUUCUCUAACUAUACACACACACACACAAACAUCUAAAGAGAGCAUUUAGUGGUUGUGUGUGUCUGCUAGAUCGAUCUGAAAAAUGGAGGAGAAGCAGAUUGCAUCGAAGCAAGGAGGCGAAUCGAAAUUAGGGCACGAGAAGCGAAGAGAUCGUCCAUCGAUCGCUGAGGCUGAGGCUGCGGAGAGCGGGCGGGAGAGGCUGAAGAGGCACCGGAGGGAGGUGGCUGGGCGGGUGUGGAUACCGGACAUGUGGGGGCAGGAGGACUUACUCAAGGACUGGAUCGAUUCCACGGUGUUCGACGCCGCCGUCAGGAGUGGAGGGAUUACGUCGGCGAGGGCGGCGCUGAUGGAUGAAGGGAGGAGAGCCGCCGCUAGGAUACAGAACAGUUGUUGAUUUUUUUGAGUGCUUUAUAUUUCCAUUAUUUGCCGCCACUCAAAUUUUUCCAUGUUAAUAUAUGUAAUGUACUCAUAUUCCAUUCCACACAUUUUUAUGACAAUUCAUCAAUAAACAUUUUCUAAUUAGCCCCA